Messenger RNA from Besnoitia besnoiti, 231 nucleotides. RefSeq lists its product as uncharacterized. Bases 1 to 231 code for a protein of 76 amino acids. The record is from RefSeq and is a predicted model, not a curated record. The transcript has a single exon. Lineage: Eukaryota; Apicomplexa; Conoidasida; Eucoccidiorida; Sarcocystidae.
AUGCGCUGGUCCCCUGUAACGUACCCUCCGGACAUCAACCGGAGGCGCUCACGCGACCGAGUCCCUCCUCUCGGCAAUCCGAUCAAGAGUGCCAGACUUUCGUACUGCAACAGGGCGUCGGAACGACUCAAGGCAGAGGCGACGAAACAUAGAACGUGGAGGCCGGAAGAUCCGACCAGGAACUUUGAGCGCAAGAUCCCGAACUCCAUCACCCUCAACACAGGAGUUUAG